Maudiozyma barnettii is the source of this 2979-nucleotide messenger RNA. It is a transcript of the gene NUP1, whose product is annotated as FG-nucleoporin NUP1. NCBI's taxonomy places the organism in Eukaryota, Fungi, Ascomycota, Saccharomycetes, Saccharomycetales, Saccharomycetaceae. The transcript has a single exon. Bases 1 to 2979 code for a protein of 992 amino acids. The record is from RefSeq and is a predicted model, not a curated record.
AUGUCUAGCAUCACAGCAUCCUCUCCUUCGACUAUGAGACAAGAAGAGUCCAAACAUCCAAGAGGUAUAAAUAUGCAUCGUAAUCAUUCCAGCGCUGGUAAUGAUUCCAGUUAUUUGCCGAAAAAGAGGUCCGUUUCAUCAACUUUCAUUCGUUUGUUUAAGAGAGAACCUAAACCGACAACUGAAAAGCCUGUAAAUGAAGAAUAUCUAAAAUAUAAAGAGAAACGUUCGCGUGGAGAUAUUAGUCCUGAUAUACCAUCGUCAUCGUUCUUAGAUCAGGAUAGCAUUCAAAGUAAUACAUUACCAUUUAAGAAGAAGAAUAACAGUGAUAUGACAAGGGAUAAUAAAAACUCUAUCAUAUUGUAUGAAUCGGAAGAUAAUUCAAGACCUCCUGUGUUACCAUUAUUGCCUAUACAAAGAUUGCGUUUAUUAAGACAAAAACAAGCAAUGAGAUUUCAAUUGGAAAAGAAACAAUUAGAAUCAAUGAAAAAUAUUAAAUCGAGAUUAAUCUCAAAUGGGAAAGCUCAGGAUCAAUACGUAGAUGAUGAAGCUACCAAUACUUCUAAUAACAAUAAUAAUAUCGAUGAUACCGUGAUCUAUCAUAAAUCGUUUACUCCUUCCCCCGUAAAGAAUAUUCCAACAAAACAAAAUAAUAUUUCAAAGAUUAUAUCAUCUAAGGAAUUACCACCAAUUUCAUUGAAAACUAUUCAAAAUAAAAAGAAUUAUAAGAAAAGGCAAAGGAAACAUGUAGGUUCUUUAUGGUCAGCAGCAUUUGAAUAUGAUAUCUCAGAAAAUGCCGAGCCUAUAGAAGACAUCACUAAACCAGUAACAAUUGAUGAUGAUAACAACAAAAAGAAUGUCGACAAGUUAAUCACUGAAAUUCCGUCAAGCUCGUUGUUUAAUUCAAACAAUAAACUGGGAGAUAGUACAAAGAUUCCAUUAUCCUCCACACAAAGAGAUCUACUACAAAAUGGUGUCCAAUUACCAAAGAAUAAAGCUACUACAAAUAUGAUUUCAUCACCAUCAUCAUCACUGUCAUUAUCAUUGAAUGGAGGUAUUUCUUUGAAGAAAAUGCCAAUACAAGUUGCAUCUAAUGAAACUGCAAAGAACGACAUUGAAAAGAAAAAUUCUACUGUGUUAUUACCUACUGUAGGUUUUGAUUUUAUCAAAAAUAAUGACACUCCUUCUAAGAAAUCACCUGUAGGAAAAUCAAUAGGUAUUAAAAUUGAUAAUAAACCUGAAGAUUCAACUAAAAAACCACUCUUUUCAUUUAAUGCUCAAUCUAAUGCAUCCACAAACAAGAUUAAUUCUAAGGAUAAUAAUUUACCCAAAUUGUCUUUCAAUUUGCCAAAGACUACUACAUUUUCUCAGCCCUCAAUUAGUAAACCUUUAUCAUUUGGCUUAAAUAAGCCUAUUAUUGCAACUUCUAGCGGUAACGAUGAAGAUGAAGAACCAAGAAGGAAAAGACGUACACAAAAUGAUAUAUCAAUCGAUCUUACCAAAGGUACUGACAAUCCUGUAUUUUCAUUUGGAAACUCCAUUACAAAAGAUACUACUACUAAAGAGACAACACCAACUGACAAAAUUUUCCCUCCCCAAUCUACUUUUUCAUUCAGUGCAUCAAAGGUAGAAGAAGAGGAUACGAAGAAGGUGGAGAUUAACAUCGAUAAAACACCAAGUUUCUCUUUUGGUGCUAAACCAGUCACAGACGCAAAGGAUAAACCAAGUUUUUCCUUCGGAGUCAAAAGUACAACGGAAACUAGUAAUAAACCAUCACUUUCAUUUGGUACAUCAGUUCCAAAACAUGUUGAAGCAGUCUCAUCAAUUGGAAAAACUGCACCUACAUUUUCUUUCGGUAAUGUAUCGAAAGUUGACGAUACUAAUAAAACGACAGAUAAACCAACUUUACCAAGUUUCACAUUUGGUUCAAACAAAAGGAGAAGCUCAGAAAUAGCUAAUAUAUCAUCUGUUCCAAGUACUACCGAAACGAUUGCAUCAGUAAAAAAAAUAAGUACAGCCCCUUCAUUUAAUUUAGGUGCCAAGCCAGCUGUAACGGAAACGACACCUGAUAACAACGUUAUCAAACCAUCAUUUACAUUCGGUGCACCUUCUGGGGGAUCGGCAGCUGGGACGUCGAAUGAGGAUACUGUUCAAAAGCCCUCAUUCAGUUUUAUGAAACCAGCUUCUAACUUAAAAAGUGCUGAUGCUUCUGUAAAACCAACGGCACUAAGUUUCAAUUUUGGCGCUCAAAAUGGAAAUGUUGCGAUUUCUGAACCGAAAACAACACCGUUGUUUGGUGCUAGUAACACUGCAUCAACUGAACCUGGUGCUGCUAAGAGUAACCCUUCAUUCACAUUUGGUAAGAAGCCUGAAGAAAUUAAAGGUACAACACCUUCUGUACCCUCCACUAGUGGUUUUUCAUUCCAGAGAGCACCACCUACACUUCAAACAACAGCUACAAAUCCAUUGAUGGGAAACAGCAAUGUGAAUACUGGUAGUGCGUCAACCUUAUUCGCACCUCCUAGCAAUUUCAACUUUAACCAAAAUGCAGGUAACUCUCUGUUGGAUAGUAAGACGAUACAGCCUAAUAAUGGUACCCCUGCUUUCAACAUUGGUAUGAACAGCAACAAUAACCAAAGUAAUGCAGGAGGUUCAGUGUUCCAAACUAAUAACAUGGGAAAUAACUCCUCAUUCAAUUUUGGUGCCCAAAAUCAAAUGUCUAAUAACACAUUUCAGCCUCCAUCUCAACCUUCCUUUAAUCCUUCAACUACUGCUAAUUUUAACUUCGGUUCUGCUGGAGGUAAUCCAGCUGCGAUUUUUAAUUCGUCUGGAUCAUCUAUACAACCUCAGCAGAUAUUUGGUGGAUCUUCAAAUGGUAAUGUUAUGGAUAAUGGCAACAAGAGCGCUGAUGGUGGUGCCCCUCUUUCUGCGCAUUCAAUAAGAAGACCAUUGGCAAGAAUGAGAGCACCAAGAAGGUAA